This is a messenger RNA of Macadamia integrifolia, 2195 nucleotides long. Its product is annotated as plant UBX domain-containing protein 2-like. NCBI's taxonomy places the organism in Eukaryota, Viridiplantae, Streptophyta, Magnoliopsida, Proteales, Proteaceae. Gene Ontology annotation, biological process: defense response to fungus. The coding region runs from base 519 to 1919 and encodes 466 amino acids. The record is from RefSeq and is a predicted model, not a curated record. The transcript is spliced from 3 exons.
CCGGAAUAAAUCCGAUCGGAAAUCGCCCGAGCAUCAUUUGGAGAUUAUUUUCUAACGUGUCGAAUAAUCAUUGAUUAUCGUCUGUCCACACGACGUUGGGAUACAACUUACAAGUCGGUUUUCGUUUUCUACUUUGCAUUGGCAAGUGCGAACAAGGGAUCGCCACUAUCUUCCCGGAAUGAAUUUUCUGUAACCAUUUUUAAAUCCUACCUAACUGCCAAUCAAAUUCCUUGAUAAUUUGAUAAAUAGUUCAGAUUUCAGACAAAAUUCACCGUGUUGGGACUGAUUUUCUAGUAGAAUUUUCAGAUUUCCAAGGCCUCAUGUGACCUGAAAAUUUACAGAAACCCUAAUAAUUCAAUCACAGCUUUCUUCCAUUCCCCAGUUGACCUUUCUCCUUUUUCAGUGAUUGUUCAACGCCACUUCAAGAACAGAAAAAGAUCAACUGUUCCGAUUUUUGGUCAGCUUCCUGCAUCUUUUGAUUCGUCCUUUGGUCUCUCUCUGCUCCUUCUAGCUCAGGCAUGGAUGAUGUGAAGGAUAAAGUCAAGGGUUUUAUGAAGAAGGUGAAUAAUCCCUUCUCAUCAUCGUCUUCUGGUAAAUUCAAAGGCGAAGGGAGAGUCUUGGGAUCUUCUUCCUCUGGUCCCUCUAACUCGAUUCUUGCUCGCCCAACCCAGAUCACAGACUCAAGACAAAACCCACCUGUAUCGAAUCCAAAGCCGAAGCCACAGAUACCACAGACCGAUUCUCGUACCGAUCAGAAGCUGAAGAACGGGCCUAUUCGGCAAAAUGUUCUCAAUUCAGAUCAAAGAGCGGCAAAUGGUUUUGAUCCUUUCGAGUCUUUAGUCACCUCGGGAAAACGUUCUCAGAAUGGGUAUACUUUUAAGGUUUUCGAGUGCCCAGUUUGCAAUAAAUCUUUCAGGUCCGAAGAGGAUGUGUCUUUACACAUCGAUAGCUGCGUCAGUGACAAGGUUUCCAACGCUGAUGUUGUUGAAGAAUCGUCAACGAAUGGGUCCAAUGCAGGGGCUUGGAAUGAAUUGGCGGAUCGUGUUGGGGCUUUUCUUUCUGGAGGGCCCUCAGAAGGGUCGGUGGAAGUUCUUCUUAAGCUUUUACGGAAUAUUAUCAAAGAACCGAAUAAUGCCAAGUUCCGAAGAAUUCGGAUGAGCAAUCCAAAGAUUAGGGAGGCUGUUGGUGCAGUGGCAGGAGGUAUUGAGUUGCUGGAGUAUGUUGGAUUUAGGCUCCAAGAAGAAGGUGGAGAAAUGUGGGCAGUUAUGCAAGAACCUUCGGAGGAUCAGAUAUCUUUAAUGAAAGAGUCCAUAUUGUUACUGGAGCAGCGGAAGACAGAAGACGUACCUGUAGUAGCAUCAACUGAGGUAGAAGGUCCAGUGGAGCCAAAGAAAAUCGACAGACAGAUUCGAGUCUUCUUUUCUGUUCCUGAAAGCAUAGCAAGGAAAAUUGAUCUGCCAGAGUCAUUCUACAACCUCUCUGCUGAAGAGCUGAGAAGAGAAGCUGAGAUGAAGAAGAAAAAGAUAGCAGAAUCUCAGCUGCUUAUUCCUAAGUCGUAUAAGGAGAAGCAGGUGAAAACUGCAAGGAGGCGAUUCAAAAAUGCUGUUAUCCGGAUCCAGUUUCCUGAUGAAGUAGUGCUCCAAGGUGUCUUUUCCCCAUGGGAGACAACUACAGCGCUUUAUGAGUUUGUCAGCUCAGCACUUAAAGAACCCAGUUUGGAAUUUGAACUAUUGCAUCCAGUACUUUCCAAACGGCGGGUGAUCCCACAGUUUCCUGUUGCUGGAGGUAAGGCUCCAACACUAGACGAAGAGGACUUGGUACCAACAGCUCUUGUAAAGUUCAGACCCAUAGAGACAGAUUCAGUUGUUUUCACUGGGCUCUGUAAUGAGCUCCUAGAGAUCAGUGAACCACUCAGCUGAUGGUAAGUUGCUUAAGCUGAGUGGUUAUUGAGUGAUAUAGUGAUUGGCAGUCUCAACUGUUGCGUUUCAAAGCCAUUGUUGUAAAUGCGACUUUUUUGUUACCAUUUCUACAUUGGUUGGGUUUCAUAGCCAUUAUUGUAAAUGCAAUUUCUGUGCGGUAACCGUUCAUUGGUUGGUGUUCCAAAAGCUAGACUUGGUGCAUUCCAAUGUGUAAUGUUUCAUACCUUCUCAACAACUCUGAAAUUUUCAGGAAUUUCAUUGUUUUGUUUUUGUUUU